Molecule: messenger RNA, 1706 nt
Organism: Cloeon dipterum
Lineage: Eukaryota; Metazoa; Arthropoda; Insecta; Ephemeroptera; Baetidae
Gene: CCDC151
Product: Coiled-coil domain containing protein 151
Exons: 10
Coding region: 18-1706 (562 amino acids)
Biological process (GO): cilium movement; outer dynein arm assembly
Cellular component (GO): ciliary tip; ciliary rootlet; cilium
Source: RefSeq, a predicted model, not a curated record
GGAUACCUAGGCUCUGAAUGGGACGAUUGGCAAACAUGGCUUCAGAAAAGAGCAGUACAGAAGAAGAAAUUUUUAAAAGUAUCAAUGAUCUCAAGAAGAAAAUUCAGCUCUCAGAGGGCCAGCGAAAGGCCAAAUUCGAGCUGUGCGGCAUUGAAAAGAAGAAAAACACGGAUAAGAUCAAUCAAUUAAAAAAUGAACUGAAAGAGUUGUGUGCCAAUUUGGGAAAGCCCAUCAAAAGUGAGGAAAUUUUUAAUCAGAGAGCAAAGAGUGCAAAGGCUGAUUUCUUCCCGCUCAGCAAUAAGAGGCCGGAUGAAGCGCUCGACGUAAUCGAAUACAGGAUCAUCGAACUAAACAAGAAAUUGGAUUUGAAAAUAUACCAGCGACAUAAGUUUGAAGAAAAAUACAACGAACUUAUCGAGUAUAGAGAAAGGCUGAGGGUUGAGGCAGAUCAGUACCAACGGAAAAGGUGCAAAAGUGCCGAAAAAACGCCCGAGAAACAGAGGAUCAGUGAGCUUGAAAACAAAAUCCACCAUACCGAACUGAACGCCAUGGAGGCUGAGACUGUUCGUCGCAAGUACACGUCCAUCAAAUCAAAUCUUCUAAACGACUCAGUAAAAUAUGAAGCAUCUCUUCAAAAGCUUGAGUCGGAAAUAAAAUCUCAAAGCGAUGAAAUAGACAAGUUGCAGGCCAUCAGGAGUGAAGCCUUUCAAGUCAGAGACGCCACCAGGGCGAUGCUCGUUCGCCAGGACGAACUGGCCAUCCGCCAAGCCAAAGAAAGGGAGAGGAAGCUGCAGGAACAGAGGAUCAUAGUGGAGGAGCGGCGGGUGGAGCUGGAGAACCUGGAGCAUCAGCUCUUCCCUUCGUCAGGGAUGCUUCCCCAACUGCACAGAGAUUCUGUCACUUCGUUGGAAAACGUCGGACUCGCGACAAACGACGAAAACCUCAGCCAAUACUCUACUUCGGCACUGGAGGAUUCCUACAAGAAGCUCAUGGUGGCCACAGGGGAAGUUGAGCCAAGCAUGGUGACGCACAGGUUUGUCAGCCAGAAGGAGACCAGAAACCGACUGACCUAUUUGAGGGGCUUGACUGAAGAUGACAAGAGGAAGAUGGAAGCUCAGAGGAGCGAACUGAUUUCUAAAUUGGAGAUGUCUAAAUUCACUGCAGAAGUCAAGAGCAAGGAGAUAAAUGUAGAAGAAAUAGAGGAAUUAAAGGAAAAAAUUGUCCAAGAGGGUAAAAACCUGUGCAACAUAAUAAAGAAAACCAAAGAGAGAAAGUCUACUAAAGAGAGAAUUAUGAAAUGCUUGCUUGAAAUUUACAACUCUCUCAGAGAGUUCAACUUGAACGAGGACAAACUGGACACGGAAGGCAAGGACUUGGACCACAUUGCUCUGCUAUUCGUGGAGGACGCAGUGCUGGCGGCCCACAAGCUCGCCCAGCAAAAGCAGGAGGAGCAACGAAUGCGAGAGCGGGCCUCGCACUCUCGGCUCGGAAGUCGAGCCGGCUACACUCACCAGUCGUCGAGCGAAAGAACAGAAAUUCAACAGAACAGUCAGAAGAGCAAAGAGGUGCAGUCGGAGGAAGAGGAAAUUCCGACUAGAAACUUCAUCAAACGCCAAGCGCAGAUGCUAGUCGACUCUAAAUCCAGGAGGCGGUUUUUCAGGCCUGGAAGGAAUCGCAUGAGCAUGCAAGCUAAGAAAAUGGUUUAA